AUGUUUGCUGCACCAUGGGAACCAUUCCCCCGACCGAGUGGUCAGCCUAGUCCUACCGCAGCGCGACGGCUUCAGCGCGAUUUUCAAAGAUUGUUGAGCGAACCUAUCGAUGGAAUUAUUGCUGUCCCAAAUGAGGCAAAUAUUCUCGAGUGGCAUUAUGUGAUCACAGGAUCACCAGACACGCCAUACGAAGGUGGUUAUUACUACGGCAAACUACUUUUCCAACCAGACUUUCCUUGGAAGCCUCCCGCUAUUUGCAUGCUUACUCCAAAUGGAAGAUUUGAAACAAAUACCCGGCUAUGCUUAUCCAUUUCCGAUUUCCAUCCCGAGUCAUGGAAUCCUGGUUGGACAGUAUCUGCUAUUUUAGUGGGUCUUCAUAGUUUCAUGAAUGAAGAGACAUUUGCUGCUGGCGUUCGUAACGAUUCCGAUACAGUUCGUCGCAAAUAUGCUGCUGAUAGCAAAGCAUGGAAUCUUGCGGUAAUGAUUGGUUUUCUACAUUGCUCUGAUCUAAUUUUAGCCAAAGCCAAUGUAUUGGCUUCUCAUCUUAUGGUUUUUAGUGUCCUGAGUUCAAAAAGAUGUUUCCACAUCUAUAUGAUCAAAAUGACGACAAAUUGGUAUGUUCAUCGAACAUUCGUGAAAACGUUACUGGUUCUACGUCACUUGACCACAGGAGUAGUUCGAUACGUAGGACUGCGCAUAAACGACGAGCUGAAGUUCCAGUAG
Messenger RNA from Strongylus vulgaris, 723 nucleotides. The record is from the annotation of a GenBank genome assembly. Lineage: Eukaryota; Metazoa; Nematoda; Chromadorea; Rhabditida; Strongylidae.